Nematocida parisii ERTm1 is the source of this 2700-nucleotide messenger RNA. RefSeq lists its product as uncharacterized. The record is from RefSeq and is a predicted model, not a curated record. The transcript has a single exon. NCBI's taxonomy places the organism in Eukaryota, Fungi, Microsporidia. The coding region runs from base 1 to 2700 and encodes 899 amino acids.
AUGAUGAGAGUAUGGAUGAUCAUUAAUAUACUGCUACAAUUAGUGCGUACAAGGAUGGAAUUAUCUGACAUACAGGAUAUACAAGGGACACUCAUUGAUGAUCAGAACAGGUUUAUAAUUAAAUCAUCAGGACCACUCAACCCAUUACAUGGAUACAUUUACAUUAAUAGGUCAUAUAUGCAUAAUAAACGGUUUUACUCACCUGAAAUUAAAACCAGCUACACCAUGAAAGUAUCCCAGAAUAAGAGCAGUACCACACCAGAAUACGUAUACACAAGAACCCCAGUACACGAUAAAGUAUACACAGACUUACGCACAGGAGGUGUAACUGAGAAGUAUUUAGGGAAGUACCAUACGAGGAUACUUAAAAUGUUCCCGUCAUGUGAUGGGGUUAUUUCGAUUACGUCAAGUAUACCUGACUCAUUAUUUACGUUCUUAAAGGCCCAGUCGACUGUACCGUAUACUAAGUACAUACUUGCAUCAUUAUUACUUCUAGGGGAGGGUGCAGACAUUAGAAUACGCAUUGAUUACAGUGGGAGUAUAAAUAGACUUAUCCUGUAUAACAGAGACAGCACUAAGAAGUUCAUUAAUGUCCCGUUAUACGUUAGGGUUACAGAUACAGCCACAGGGAGUAUUAAGGACAAGUAUCAAUCAGAAGUUGUAGAGACGGUUAAUUUCUUUGUACAGUGCAGGACCCAUCCGCACUUAAGGAAACAGGGCGAGUUCAGUGAGCCAAUUACAAGGGAAGGUUUCUUAUCGGGUAAGUUCAUGAACAGUGCCCGGUUCCUGAUCCAGUCGUAUAUUUUCGAAUUUAUUCAGAGCCGAUCGGAGUAUAUCGAAUUUAUACGGGCCGUGUAUGAAAUAUUAGAUGACCACCUCACAGGAGAGUCCGUGCAUAAGAAGAAGUCUUCAUGGCGUAGAUUAUUUAAUGCAUGCUUCACAUAUAAAGAUGAUUUAAGCUCAGAAAUGGCGUAUGUCAUGCCGUUUUAUGCGAUUAAUAAGAGACUGUCCCUGUAUAGAACAUUCCCACUUCAAGCCCAUGGACAAGUACCUACACCAACAAGAGUCCCUGUUUAUAUAAGACAAGAUCGGGCAUUCUCCAGGGAUAAUAACGAGCAGUACAGUAAUUGUGCAGAAUCAGCUAUUCUAGGCCUAUUCUACUGCUUAGUGUAUGAUGAGCAUACUAAUACGUAUACAACAGCACACAUAAGGAGUGCCUCAUCAGACUUAAUUAGAUUCUUUAAGGUGUACACUGCACCCAGUGACUGUACAGAUAUGGACAAGCACAGAUUAUGGUGUACAGUCGUAUCUGAUUUAGAGGACAUGCAGGUACAGUACCGUAUACGUAAUAAUAAUAUCAUGAGUGGCCUCAUAAAUAUUUACAGGGUUAUAGCAGGCGUAACCGGGAGGACACUCGAAUUAUCCGGGGCACUGAAUGAUUUACACAAACUAAGCAUUAAAUCAGUCCUAUCUGAGAGUGACACUAUUUAUAUACAGGAGAGUAUUAAGUCCUUAUUACUGCCUAUAUGUACGUAUACAAGCAUACGUAUUAUAUGUACAUCCAUGGAGUGCACUAAACUAGCAAAUGGUUCAUCAGAUAUAAUCGGCAAUGUACGCAUAAUAUUCACAUCUACAGCCGGGUUACAUAAUGAAGUAUGCUUAAUGAUCCAGGAUAAGCAUACUAAACUUACCUUAAUAACAGACAACCACAAUAACACACAGAUAAUUAAUGAACUAACCCAUCUUAUGCAUACGUAUACGGGUAUAAACUGUUUUAUAGUGUACCUCAUCACAGAGUGCAUUAAUAAUGAGAUUAUACAAGUAUCUUCAGGAUACGCACAUGAACCAUACGAGUCCAUUAAUGAGAUCAGUGCACUCAUCAGGAACCAGGAUAAUUCAAGUGUAUUACGUACAUUCCUGUGUAAAAGUAUCAAUAAUAUCGAGUAUAAGUCAUUAUUCAUACUGGCAUUCUUAACACAGACACUGUCCGUAUACGUACCGUAUAAUAAUAACGUACUAAGGUUCACGCAUAACCUUAUAGGGAGUACUUCAUUAGAUGAUACAAGUAUACGUAAUAAGAUACUGUAUGGUUUCAUAUACAAUAAUAACCAUAAAGUAUACUACCCAGAUGUAGAGUAUACAAGUACUGAUUUAUGCAGUAUUAGUGUACAUGAAGUAUCUUAUAUAUAUAAUUAUAUAAUGGGAUUGAGUGUGGUGCCCAUGGUAGAGUGUUUAUGUAGAACCGUACAAGUAUCUAGACCAGGCACGUAUGUAUAUAAUAUACUGUAUGGUAAUUUACAAUCAGAAGUAUUCAUAUAUAAAGUAGUUAAGACUGGUUGUAUAAAUCAGUUAGUCAGUAUAUAUAAUACGAUUACUACGUAUAAUACAGAUAGUUUAUGCAUUAAUCAUACUGUAUGUUGCUGGUUUACGUAUAUAUGUAUACAUUAUUCAUAUAAGUAUGAUUAUAUUAAGUAUAUAUACAGUAUUAUACUAUCAAGAAGAGUGCACAGAGAGGCAGUUAAUAAGAUGAUUAGUUCUGGGUACAUCAAGGAAGCAGCUUAUAAUUUCAAAAUGGCACGGGAUGUGCUGUGUACAGGGAACGAGUACAACAGGAUUAUAUAUGAAGAAAUGGAUAGGGUCAUAACAGAUACUAAUAAUCAGUACACUAAGCAUAAGAAUGGGCAUAAAUUAGUAUUUUAA